Symbiodinium sp. CCMP2456 is the source of this 2397-nucleotide messenger RNA. The record is from the annotation of a GenBank genome assembly. NCBI's taxonomy places the organism in Eukaryota, Dinophyceae, Suessiales, Symbiodiniaceae.
AUGAAGGUCAUCCGUGGCUUCCUUCUAGCCUUGGCUUCUCAGAGCACUGGCACCCUGGCAGUUGAACCAGGCAACUCUGUCAGGUCCCCCUAUGCAGAUGUGCCGCUAACCAGUUGGCCCAUGUUGACGACGCAUGAUGCCGCAACCGGAUACAUGCAAAAUCCGCUAGAUCCCAGAGUCACCUGGGGUCAGACACAGCCUGCGUCCAAACAUGCUUUUACCCAGCAGCUGAAUUGUGGAGCACGUGCCUUUGACAUGCGGCUACAUGUCACCGACGAGGGCAAAGUGGUGUUUCAUCACGGUGAUGUUGAGAUAAUGCAGGACGCCGAGACUGCCUUAGCGGAGAUCGUGCAGUGGGCGCAGCAACAUCCGGCUUUAGAAGAUUUUGUGUUGAUUUACAAUUGGGACUGUACGGGAGUGAACUGUAGCACUAAAGUCGCAGAGCUUCUCGCGAAAUAUGGACUGGCGACACUGGCAAACUGCAGCCAGUUGAACCUCACUCUCAGUGCAGCAGCAUCCAUGGCGAGUUUGCCGCACGGUGGUCAUGUCCUCGUUGUGAACGACUGUGUUCAGCAGCAUUACAACGAAAGUCUGGCAUGCUCCGGGUUUGACCACUCCUUCGACGCAUCCGACAUGGCUGAUCUUGCAAGAGACUUGCCACACUGUCUGGAGCUUCAUAAGGCGUCGGUAGACGAACUGCUCCUCUGCGGACAUCAGCUGCAACAGCGACAUGCGGCAACUGCUCCCACGUCUGCUGUUGGCUAUUACCAGUGCUGGGUCGGUGCUUCGGGGCACGACUUCGCCGUCCAGCGCUUGUUGGGCUACCUGACGGGGGUGGCAUCCAAGCCCCUGCCAGCCGACAGCUUCACAGAACUGCAGGCAUUGUGGCAGGAAACGCCGCAGUCCGUGGCGAUUGGCGUGGCACAUUUUAGCUCUCUCCUCAAGGACGAGGAGCAGAGCCAGCUAAAUGCACUCAUGGUGCAAAAGAUUCGCAGCGGCGCCUUCGGGCACAUCAGCUUGUUUGAAGUGAAUAACGUCUGUGACCAUGGACUGGAGAUGGUGGCGGCACUGCGCUUUCAUCUUGAACGGUCGUUGACCACGGGCUGGGCGGGUUGCAAGGAUCUUGCAGCACGAGCCGGUCCUAUGAGAGUGGACGGCACCUGGUACAGGACGAUCUGGCUGAAGGAUCCUGACGUCGUUCAAAUCAUCGAUCAGAGGCAUCUGCCACACCAGUUCGUGAUAGAGGAUGUCCGCUCUUUGGAUGAGAUGAGCAUCGUCAUCAAGGACAUGCAUGUACGAGGUGCUGGCCUCAUAGGCUGUGCUGCCGCAUAUGGGAUGUACCUGAGCCUUCGUGAGCUGAGCAAGACUAGCAGUGCUAAAGAGGUUCGGGAGCGCCUUGAGCAUGCCUCACAACAGCUGCGGGCAACUCGCCCGACAGCAGUGAAUCUCCGAGUCGGUGUUGAGAAGGUUGCGAAAGCCGUGGAAAGCGUCCUGGAACCGAAUGGUGGCAGACUAGAGGCUGCGCUGGGCGCUGCUCGCAAGGAAGCCGCCAGAAUCACAGAUGAGGAUGCUGAUUUCUGCCGCCGCAUCGGUGAAGCGGGGGCAGAUCUCCUGCAGCAGCUCUACGAGAGGAAGAAGGCAUCGGCAAGUACUCCAGAAGACAAGCUGACGAUCAAUGCGAGGCUCUGCAUUGUCUCCAGCGUUUACGCGGCUUUCGACAAGGGUCUUCCGAUCCAUGUCUGGGUGGUUGACGAGACCCGACCACGGAACCAGGGAGCCUCGCUAACUGCUUGGGAACUGGCCAAGCAUGGAGUGGCGCACACCGUCAUCGCCGACAAUGCUGGUGGUCAUCUCAUGAGGACCGGACUAGUGGACGUGGUCAUCACCGGUGCAGAUCGAGUCUCGAGCUGCGGAGAUGCCUGCAACAAAAUCGGCACGUACUUAAAGGCCCUGGCGGCCAAAGACAACAACUUGCCGUUCUACGUUGCUCUGCCGUCCAGUACGAUCGACUGGCGUCUUAAAGACGGGGCAGACAUCCCUAUCGAACAGCGUGGUGACGAAGAAGUAAAGUACGCGGAGGGCCUCUGUGAGGAUGGUAAGCGUCGCAAGGUCCUCCUGACCCCGGCAAACAGCUCAGCUGGCAAUUGGGCGUUUGAUGUGACACCAUCACGCCUGGUCACCGGACUGCUGACGGAGCGUGGUCUGUCGGAAGCGUCGGAGAAGGGCCUCGCCGCUCUUUUCUCCGAGGCACACAUGGCCUUCAGAGGCAAUUCUUCUGAUGCUUUCUGUGUCAUCCCCAUCAGGCUGAUCGGACCUGACGUGCCUCAGUCAUGCUUGAAAAGAACACGACAUCUUGCCUUGCAGAUGACGGCUCCCGAGUCUUCAUUCCAAGCUUAG